Molecule: messenger RNA, 543 nt
Organism: Dentiscutata erythropus
Lineage: Eukaryota; Fungi; Glomeromycota; Glomeromycetes; Diversisporales; Gigasporaceae
Source: the annotation of a GenBank genome assembly
AUGGGUGACGACAUUGAAUUAUCUUUCGACGAUACGUUCGAGGAUCACUCUGUAGAUUCUGACAAUAAUACUAUUUCAAGAUCAAACUCUUUUAAACUAAAAAAAGGUGGUACUGAUAGUCAAAGGAAAAAAGAUAAACGCCGAUCAAAGCUUUGGUAUGAAAAAUCAAAUCCUCAACCUCAAAGUGAUAGUGAACAAAGUACCGGUACUCAAGAAACAAUUCCAACUGCUAUUGUUAUAAAGAAUAUUCCAUUUUCCAUAAAGCGUGACGCGCUAUUGGCUACUCUCAAUGCCCUUGACAUUCCAAGACCAUAUGCUUUUAAUUACCAUUUCGAUAACGGCGUCUUUAGAGGAUUGGCAUUCGCUAAUUAUAGAACUCCUGAAGAAACCGAUCUUGUGGUUUCCGCAUUAAACGGUUAUGAAGUUGCUGGUCGAAAACUCAGGGUUGAAUAUAAGCGUGUUUUACCCGCUGCUGAAAGAGAAGCCAAAGAAAGAGAAAAAAUGGAAAAACAAAAGGUUGAUAAAGACCUAUCAAAUCAAGAU